Ochotona princeps (American pika) is the source of this 4899-nucleotide messenger RNA. RefSeq names its product protein tyrosine phosphatase receptor type U (gene PTPRU). Lineage: Eukaryota; Metazoa; Chordata; Mammalia; Lagomorpha; Ochotonidae. Gene Ontology annotation, molecular function: protein tyrosine phosphatase activity; protein binding. Bases 151 to 4491 code for a protein of 1446 amino acids. The record is from RefSeq and is a predicted model, not a curated record. Gene Ontology annotation, biological process: protein dephosphorylation. Gene Ontology annotation, cellular component: membrane. The transcript is spliced from 31 exons.
CCCGCUCUGGACUCCGGCGCCAGUCCCGCUCCGCGCCGCGCUGCUCCGCUCUGGCUCCGGCUCGCCUCGGGCUCGGCUCGGGCUCCGGCGGCGGCGGCGGCCCCCCGCCCCCCAGCACCGGGCCCCGGGGCCGGCGGCGGCGCCCCCAGCAUGGCCCGCGCCCAGGCGCUGGUCCUGGCGCUCACCUUCCAGCUCUGUGCGCCGGAGACCGAGACUCCGGCAGCUGGCUGCACCUUUGAAGAGGCGAGCGACCCCACAGUGCCCUGCGAGUACAGCCAGGCCCAGUAUGACGACUUCCAGUGGGAGCAAGUGCGGAUUCAGCCGGGCACCCGGGCCCCUGCGGACCUGCCCCAUGGCUCCUACUUGAUGGUCAAUGCUUCCCAGCAUGCCCCAGGCCAGCGGGCCCAUGUCCUCUUCCAGAGCCUAAGCGAGAACGACACCCACUGCGUGCAGUUCAGCUACUUCCUGUACAGCAGGGAUGGCCACAGCCCGGGCACCCUGGGUGUCUACGUGCGUGUCAACGGGGGUCCCUUGGGCAGCGCUGUCUGGAAUAUGACUGGAUCCCAUGGCCGCCAGUGGCACCAGGCCGAGCUGGCUGUCAGCACCUUCUGGCCCAGUGAAUACCAGGUGCUGUUUGAGGUCCUCAUCUCCCCAGACCGCAGGGGCUACCUGGGCCUGGAUGACAUCCUGCUUUUCAGCUACCCCUGCGCGAAGGCCCCGCACUUCUCCCGCCUGGGCGACGUGGAGGUCAACGCAGGCCAGAAUGCGUCCUUCCAAUGCAUGGCGGGGGGCAGAGCUGCAGAGGCUGAGCACUUCUUCCUUCAGCGGCAGACGGGGGCGCUGGUGCCAGCGGCUGGCGUGCGGCACAUCAGCCACCGGCGCUUCCUUGCCACUUUCUCGCUGGUCGCUGUGGGCCGCGCGGAGCAGGACCUGUACCGUUGUGUGUCUCAGGCCCCGCGCGGCGCUGGCGUCUCCAACUUCGCGGAGCUUAUUGUCAAGGAACCUCCUACCCCCAUCGCGCCUCCCCAGCUGCUGCGGGCCGGCCCCACCUACCUUAUCAUCCAACUCAACACCAAUUCCAUCAUCGGGGAUGGGCCCAUCGUGCGCAAAGAGAUCGAGUACCGCAUGGCUCGCGGCCCAUGGGCCGAGGUGCAUGCCGUCAGCCUACAGACCUACAAGUUGUGGCACCUGGACCCCGACACCGAGUACGAGAUCAGCGUGCUGCUCACACGCCCCGGGGAUGGCGGUACGGGCCGUCCGGGGCCACCCCUCCUCAGCCGCACCAAGUGCGCAGAGCCCAUGAGGGCCCCCAAAGGAUUGGCUUUUGCUGAGAUCCAGGCCCGCCAGCUGACCCUGCAGUGGGAGCCACUGGGCUACAAUGUGACGCGUUGCCACACCUACAACGUGGCCCUGUGUUAUCGCUACAUCCUGGGCAGCAGCCACAACCAGACCAUCCGGGAGUGCGUGACGAUGGAGCGGGGCGUGAGCCGCUACACCAUCAAGAACCUGCUGCCCUACCGGAAUGUCCACGUGCGCCUCGUCCUCACCAACCCCGAGGGCCGCAAGGAGGGCAAGGAGGUCACCUUCCAGACUGAUGAGGACGUGCCUGGUGGGAUUGCAGCCGAGUCCCUGACCUUCACUCCGUUGGAGGACAUGAUCUUUCUCAAGUGGGAGGAGCCCCAGGAACCCAAUGGUCUCAUCACUCAGUAUGAGAUCAGCUACCAGAGCAUCGAGUCUUCUGACCCAGCGGUGAAUGUGCCUGGCCCACGGCGCACCAUCUCCAAACUUCGCAACGAGACCUACCAUGUCUUCUCCAACCUGCACCCGGGCACCACCUAUCUGUUCUCUGUGCGGGCACGCACGGGCAAGGGCUUUGGCCAGGCGGCGCUCACCGAGAUCACCACCAACAUCUCAGCCCCCAGCUUUGACUACGCUGACAUGCCGGCACCACUGGGUGAGUCCGAGAACACCAUCACUGUGCUGUUGAGGCCGGCACAGGGCCGUGGUGCGCCCAUCAGUGUGUACCAGGUGAUUGUGGAGGAGGAGCGGCCACGGCGGCUGCGGAGGGAGCUCGGCGUCCAGGACUGCUUCCCAAUUCCUCUGACCUUUGAGGCAGCGUUGGCCCGCGGCUUGGUGCACUACUUUGGGGCUGAGCUGGUGGCCAGCAGUCUGCCUGAGGCCAUGCCCUUCACCGUGGGGGACAACCAGACUUACCGUGGCUUCUGGAACCCUCCGCUGGAGCCCAGGAAGUCCUACCUUAUCUACUUCCAGGCGGCAAGCCACCUGAAGGGGGAGACUCGGCUGAACUGCAUUCGCAUCGCCAGAAAAGCUGCCUGCAAGGAGAGCAAGCAGCCCCUGGAGGUGUCGCAGAGGUCGGAGGAGAUGGGCCUUAUCCUGGGCAUCUGUGCGGGGGGCCUUGCUGUCCUCAUCCUCCUGCUAGGCGCCAUCAUCAUCAUCAUCCGCAAGGGGAGGGACCACUACGCCUACUCCUACUACCCGAAGCCAGUGAACAUGACCAAGGCCACGGUCAACUACCGCCAGGAGAAGACGCACAUGAUGAGUGCUGUGGACCGGAGCUUCACGGACCAGAGCACCCUGCAGGAGGAUGAGCGCCUGGGCCUGAGCUUCAUGGACGCCCAUGGCUACAGCCCGCGGGGAGAGCAGCGCGGUGGUGGGGUCACUGAGGCCAGCAGCCUCCUGGGGGGCUCCCCACGGCGUCCAUGUGGCCGGAAGGGCUCCCCAUACCACACGGGGCAGCUGCACCCUGCGGUGCGUGUGGCCGACCUCCUGCAACAUAUCAACCAGAUGAAGACGGCUGAGGGCUAUGGCUUCAAGCAGGAGUACGAGAGCUUCUUUGAAGGCUGGGAUGCCACAAAGAAGAAAGACAAGCCCAAGGGUGGCCGGCAGGAGCCUGUGCCUGCCUAUGACCGACACCGAGUGAAACUGCACCCGAUGCUGGCAGACCCCAACGCCGACUACAUUAACGCCAACUACAUAGACGGUUACCAUCGUUCCAACCACUUCAUAGCCACCCAAGGGCCAAAGCCCGAGAUGAUCUACGACUUCUGGCGUAUGGUGUGGCAGGAACACUGCUCCAGCAUCGUCAUGAUCACCAAGCUGGUCGAGGUGGGCAGGGUAAAGUGUUCGCGGUACUGGCCUGAGGACUCAGACAUGUAUGGGGACAUCAAGAUUACUCUGGUGAAGACAGAGACCCUGGCUGAGUAUGUUGUGCGCACCUUUGCCCUGGAAAGGAGAGGCUACUCUGCCCGGCAUGAGGUCCGCCAGUUCCACUUCACUGCGUGGCCAGAGCAUGGCGUGCCCUACCAUGCCACGGGGCUACUGGCCUUCAUCCGCCGCGUGAAGGCCUCCACCCCGCCCGAUGCGGGGCCCGUGGUCAUCCACUGCAGCGCGGGCACUGGCCGCACUGGUUGCUACAUCGUCCUGGAUGUGAUGCUGGACAUGGCCGAGUGUGAGGGAGUCGUGGACAUCUACAACUGCGUGAAGACCCUCUGCUCCCGGCGCGUCAACAUGAUCCAGACUGAGGAACAGUACAUUUUCAUCCAUGAUGCAAUCCUGGAGGCCUGCCUGUGUGGGGAGACCACCAUCCCUGUCAGUGAGUUCAAGGCCACCUACAAGGAGAUGAUUCGUAUUGAUCCUCAAAGUAAUUCCUCCCAACUGCGGGAAGAGUUCCAGACACUGAACUCAGUGACGCCAGCGCUGGACGUGGAGGAGUGCAGCAUCGCCCUGCUGCCCCGGAACCGCGACAAGAACCGCAGCAUGGAUGUCCUGCCACCUGACCGCUGCCUGCCCUUCCUCCUCUCUACUGACGGGGACCCCAACAACUACAUCAACGCAGCCCUGACUGACAGCUAUACUCGAAGCGCGGCCUUCAUCGUGACCCUGCACCCGCUGCAGAGCACCACGCCCGACUUCUGGCGUCUGGUCUACGACUAUGGGUGCACCUCCAUCGUCAUGCUCAACCAGCUCAACCAGUCCAACUCUGCCUGGCCCUGCCACCAGUACUGGCCAGAGCCGGGCCGCCAACAGUAUGGCCUCAUGGAGGUGGAGUUUGUGUCAGGCUCAGCGGAUGAGGACUUGGUGGCCCGAGUUUUCCGGGUGCAGAAUGUGUCUCGGCUGCAGGAGGGACACCUGCUGGUGAGGCACUUCCAGUUCCUGCGCUGGUCUGCGUACCGGGACACACCUGACUCCAGGAAGGCCUUCCUGCACCUGCUGGAUGAGGUGGACAAGUGGCAGGCUGAGAGCGGGGAUGGGCGCACCAUUGUGCACUGCCUAAAUGGGGGCGGCCGCAGCGGUACCUUCUGCGCCUGCGCCACGGUCCUGGAGAUGAUUCGCUGCCACAACCUGGUGGAUGUUUUCUUUGCUGCCAAAACGCUCCGGAACUACAAGCCCAACAUGGUGGAGACCAUGGAUCAGUACCACUUCUGCUACGACGUGGCCCUGGAGUACCUGGAGGGGUUGGAGUCCAGAUAGCAGGGGGCCACUGGCCUGAGGUGCCCAUCUCGCACUCGGGGCCAAGCCUGCCACCUUGCACCGGCCGGGAAGACCUGUACCUUCAGCUUCAUCUAAGCCGCAGCCCCCGUGGAAGACGCUCUGGGGUGGACGCUGGGCCAGCUGGGUGUGCCCUGCUGCUGUGGGCCCAGGAGGAGCCAUCUAGCCUGCAGCCCCUGCCCAGUUUUAUGGGGUCCAGCAGGCCCCGCCUGGCAGGGCUGUCAGGUGCCUGCUCUGGGGGAUUCAAGCUGAGUAGCUCCUAGCCUCCAUAUAGCCCACGGCAGAGAUCUGUGGGGCCUGGCAGAGUCCCAGGCCCUGCUGUCCACCUGCUGCACUCCCUCUGUUCGCGGGCAGGGGUGUGCUGGCGUUGGCAUCUAGAAACCCUGAGGG